This is a messenger RNA of Penicillium waksmanii, 3687 nucleotides long. Its product is annotated as serine/threonine-protein kinase. Gene Ontology annotation, biological process: protein phosphorylation; intracellular signal transduction. The coding region runs from base 1 to 3687 and encodes 1228 amino acids. Gene Ontology annotation, cellular component: cytoplasm. The transcript is spliced from 6 exons. The record is from RefSeq and is a predicted model, not a curated record. Lineage: Eukaryota; Fungi; Ascomycota; Eurotiomycetes; Eurotiales; Aspergillaceae. Gene Ontology annotation, molecular function: protein serine/threonine kinase activity; ATP binding.
AUGGAUCAAUCGAUGCUGGAUCUGAACGAUCCCCAUCGGAGACGUCAGCCUUUGAAAGAUGCAUCCGGAAGAAUCAACAAUGCGAGGUCUCCCAAGCCCGAGACACCAAGGGUUCGCGUCGAGGAUCUUGAUCAGCUCAAGACUCCAGACCAGAUGUCCAUCAUGACUAGCCCGACGCCUCGGGACAAGGAGAACCACAGACUGUCAGUAAUCACCGACUUCCAAUCCGACUCGGCUCGCAACUCCGUUCUGUCGGCUGCGUCCAUUCUAUCGAACAAAGGAAAACGCAAAACUCACGUUGGACCAUGGCAACUCGGGAAGACCUUGGGAAAAGGAGCUACCGGUCGUGUUAGGUUAGCCAAGCACGCCGUCACCGGUCAGACCGCAGCUAUCAAGAUUGUGUCCAAGAAAUCGGCCGCUAUGGUUCAGAGCGAAAGUAUCGCCGCAAUGGAUCGAAACGUCAGCAACUUUUCAGGGUUUACUAAUGCUCGCCACAUGCCUUGUGGAAUUGAGCGCGAGGUGGUCAUCAUGAAGCUCAUCGAGCAUCAUAAUGUAAUUAGUCUAUACGACGUGUGGGAGAACCGUGGCGAGCUAUAUCUGGUUCUCGAGUACGUUGAGGGAGGGGAGCUAUUUGACUACGUGUCCAAGAAUGGUCCACUCCCAGAGGAAGAAGCCGUUCGCCUGUUCCGUCAAAUUAUUGCAGGAUUGGGUUACUGUCAUCGUUUCAACAUUUGUCACCGUGACUUGAAGCCUGAGAACAUUCUGCUCGACUCUCACCACAAUGUCAAACUUGCAGAUUUUGGUAUGGCAGCCCUGCAGCCCGCAGGCCACUGGCUCAACACCUCUUGUGGAAGCCCUCAUUAUGCCGCACCGGAGAUUAUUUACGGCCGCAAAUACCGCGGUGAUCGGGCUGAUAUGUGGAGCUGCGGAAUCAUUUUGUAUGCCCUUUUGACGGGAUACCUUCCUUUUGAUGGUGGCGACCUGCCCAACACGUUGCGGCUGGUUAAGAAAGGGGAAUAUAUGAUUCCUUCCGAGUUAAGCGAUGAAUCCGCCGACCUCAUUCAACGCAUUUUGCAGAAACGGCCUGAGGAUCGGAUCUCCAUGGCUAGCAUUUGGCAACACCCUCUCUUGACCAAAUACGAAAAGCUGCAUAAUGCCAUGACUGAUCAAUACAUUGGUCCUCCGCCGAAACUAUCUAUCAAGGACUGUGGCAAGCCAAUCUCCUGUCGCCAGGAUAUAGACAUGGACAUCUUGCGAAACCUGCAAACACUGUGGCACGAUGUCAAGCCAGAUGCUUUGAUUGACAGAAUCCUGUGCAUAGAACCAACCCACGAGCGAAUGUUUUACAACGCACUUGCCAAGUUUCGUGAUGAACAGUUGGAGAAUUACCAAGGACAACCGUUGGAGUAUUCUGCAAGUGACUAUCACCAUAUAUCCCGCCCUGGAAGCAAGCCUCGCCGAGGUCGUAGCCAAAAUGGACGGAACAGCGCAAAACGUCGAUCUCACGUUUCCGUCGUCAAAGACAUUCGUCACAGGAUAACCUCGCCGCAGGAGCCCAAAUCGUGUGCCAGCGUGGAGAGCUACGAUCCAUUCCGAUCUCCCAAACACCAUGCGACAUUAAAGGAGGCUAAAUAUGCCCAGGUCACGAUUCACAGGGCAGUAGAGGAACAUGAUGAGAUGGUGGCCUCGCCCUUUGUCAAGCCGCCUCCAUCAAUCGUAGAGGAAGAAGAGCCCGAUGAUGAUGAAGAUGGAAUUGAGAACUCACCCUUCACGGUUCUACAGAAGCGAAAACACAAGCCCAGCUCGAUGAAGUCCUUCCAAUCUUCCAAGGUUCCCCUCUCCAGUUCAAGAUGCCCAAGCCUAUCUACCCACUCGACCAGCUACCGUCGCAAUGUUUCUUUCCGUCACGCUCGCAACAAGUCACAGGGAUCGACCAAGCCAAAGAGAAGAAAGACAGGCCAGAACCAAUUACCAAACCCUCAGACCGAUCUCAAGAGGUCACCAAGCGCCGCCAGUCUACAGAUGAUUGCUGAUGGUCAUAAUGUACCUCCGAUGCCAAGUAGCCCACCUCUCCCAGCCCAGCCAACUGUUGUCCGACCAAGCGGGGUUAAGGUCCGAAGCUUGGGUCAGGCCAGAAAAGUUAGGGAGUCAGACAUCAUCUGGAAGGAAGACACCCGGAAGGUAUCUCACGAACUCAGUCAGAUUUGCGAAGAGGCGUUCAAUGGUAGUUCUGUGACCACCAUCCGCACCGCCAGCACCGAAGCCGGAUACGAGACACCCGCAACUCCAGUCUCAAUCGCCAGCCAGGAGCAUUUCGUUAACGUUCCGAUCAAGGCAUCAGCCGAUAUAUUGAAGGCGACUCCGAAGGAGUGUGGGCGCUCAUACAGCAUUCAGGAGCUGACUGAAACUCGGCGCAAGCUUGUGGAGCAUAGCAAGGGUCGAAGUGAUAACAUUCCAGGAUACCUUUCAGGCGUCAUCGGCCAUCUUGAUCGCUUGAUCGAAGAAGAUCAAACACAGCACGACAAUCAUGUCGAUAGGGAAGACAGCAAUUUACCAAUGGAUCACUAUCUCGCUGCGGAGGAAACCUCACUUCCCGUUAUCACUGAAGAGUUCGCCAGUCCUAUUCGCGCGCCCAGUGAUGCUCGAACUACUAUUCGGAUGGUCCCGCACAGCUCCCUGCGGUCCAUGGAUGAGGUGAAACCCUUGAUGAUUCGCAAGAAAACACCGGGUAUGGUAUCUGUUUUCCCAGAGAAGGAAAUCAAUGAUUCCAGUCGCAAUUAUUCCGCCAGCUCCCGACAGACUCGCAAUGCCUCUGGCUUGGAGCGAAUUGACGAAAGCCCUCCAUCCCCCGAGCGCAAUACAGGUUCCUACAGCAAGAAAUGGUCGUGGUUCAAGACCCGUUCACACGUUCCCGACAGUCCGCCAUUGCCUCCUCCCAAAGAACGUCAGCAAAUCAUUCCGAGCAAUGGAACAAUUGUUCACACUCCUGUAGACCUGAUGGGAUCGCCUCCCAAGACGGAGGAAGUGCGAGCCCCUACCCGAAAGACGUCCAUGGAGCGCUUCGGUGGUAAUCUGCUGAAGAAGCUGAUGCCAAAGAAGUCGAACAAAAACUUGGCUCAGCCUGAAGCGGACAAGGACAGGCCUUCUUCAAAGGAUCAAAACCGCAACUCCUCGCUUACGUGCAAGAGAUUCCCCGACCCCGAGAGCUCCUUCGAGGCCGACGAUCUCCAUAGCCCGCCUUCAAUGAAGCGGCGCUCUAUCGCUAACCACAAUUGGUUUGCUCGGGUUUUCCAGAUAAAGCCGGCGUCCCGAGUCAUCGCUCUCAAUACUUCCAAGGUGAAGAGUCGCAAGGAAGUUUAUAAGCUGCUCCGUGAUUGGCGAGACUACGGCAUGGAAGACGUGUACAUGGAUAAGAACAACAGCACAGUUCAUGGUCGAGUGAGCGAGGCUAACUUCCUUCGUCUUCGCGAGGUGGAAUUUACUGCUGAGUUCUAUACCGUGCUCGAACAUGGUCGCCAAGCCAACCUCAGUCUGGUCCGUUUCAAACAGGAACGUGGCGCUGCGUCUUCAUUCAACAAAGUCGUUGAGACUGUUCAGUCUAUGCUGAAAUCCCGAGGCAUGCUUGUGGAAGACCCUGCUCGCGCCAAGAAAAUGUCCCGUGUGCUGGACACGGUUCCUAAUGCUUAA